This is a messenger RNA of Mesorhabditis belari, 909 nucleotides long. Lineage: Eukaryota; Metazoa; Nematoda; Chromadorea; Rhabditida; Rhabditidae. The record is from the annotation of a GenBank genome assembly.
AUGCUAGUCCAUUUUGUCUCACCACUGUCUCACUAUCGAGCCGGACAAGUACUUCAACAUCAAGUGGAAGCCGACCUCAGUGACGACGGACCGCUUUCUCCCGAACGAAAGAAACGAAAAAUGACGCCAACUGCUCCUCAAGCGACCGCUGUCAACGCAAAGUCGACCCCCGUGCCCGGCUCGAGGCCCGGUGAGCCGCCAUUCCAAAUGAAGAUCGAGCCGGACAAGUACCUCAACAUCAAGUGGAAGCCGACCCCAGUGAAAAUGGACGUGAAGAUCGAGAACACGCUGAAGAGCCGGCAAACCUUCAAGAUCAAGUGCACCGACAACGACAUCUUCCGUGUGCGUCCUCCACUCGGCUUCAUCAACCCCGGCGAGACGGCCAAGAUUCGCAUCACGUGCACUUCAAAGACGCUGCCCGAGAACGAUCGACAUCUUUUCGCCAUCUACCACAUGAAGAGUGACGAGGACAAGAAGACGGCUCGCCAGGUGUGGACAACCGAGUCAAAGCCGGAAGGUGUCACCCGCCUGGUCGUCGUUUUCGAAGAAGGCGAUGAGAAGAAGGACGAGAAAAAGGAGGAGAAGGACGAUAAGGAACCAAAGAAAGAAGCCGAAAAAGAUGAGAAGAAACCGGAUGGUGAGAAGAAGGAGAGCAAGGAGGAGGAAAAGAAGGAAGAAAAGAAUGACGACAAGGGCAAGAAAGAAGAGAAGAUGGAGGAAAAGAAGGACGAGAAGAUGGAGGAAAAGAAGGAAGAAGAAACGAAGGACGAGAAGAAAGAGGAAAAGAAAGACGACGCCAAGAAGAAGGACGACGAGCAAGAGGCCAAGGAAGAUGAGAAAAAGAAGGACGAGAAGAAGGACGACGAGCAAGAGGCCAAGGAAGAUGAGGAAAAGAAGGACGAGAAGCAG